GCUUGUUAUUCGUGUAUUGCUUUGCAAAUCUGGCUAGCAAGUCGUGUCGUUGCAUCAAUCAAAACCAAUCGAGCUGGACUCCCUCAAAUAGCCACUACGAUGAAGGCAGCGGACGAGCCUGCCUACCUGACCGUGGGGACGGAGGUCAGCGCGAAAUACAGAGGUGCCUUCUGUGAGGCAAAAAUCAAGACUGUUAAACGGACAGUGAAGGUUAAGGUGAUGCUCAAAGGAGACACUACCUCACAAGUUGUUCAAGAUGACCAAGUGAAAGGACAGUUGAGGGUGGGCUCCACAGUGGAGGUGAAGAGUGCAGAGGGGAUCUGCAGUGAGGCAACCAUCAACAAACUCACAGACGCCAGUUGGUACACAGUGGUGUUUGACGAUGGGGAUGAGAAGACACUCCGCAGGACGUCUCUGUGUCUUAAGGGCGAGAGACAUUUUGCUGAGAGCGAGACGUUGGACCAACUGCCCCUUACCAACCCGGAGCACUUUGGCACCCCCGUAAUCGGGAAGAAGGGAAACCGCGGAGGAAGGAGGUCAUCUCAGGCUCAUGCGAACGAUGACAAGGAGUCGUCGUCCAGUGAUGACGACAGUGAGGACAGGAGGCGGCUAAAUGAUGACCUGCUGGGUAAAGUGGCCAAUAUUCAGACUGGGACAGACCGGACAUCCUGGUACCUGGCCCUGGUGAUAUCGCCCAGCUGCAAUGAUGACCUGACAGUCAAGAAAGACCAAUGUUUAGUGAGAUCAUUUGCAGACUCCAAAUUUCGAACUGUGGCAAGAAAGGAGAUCCAUGAAGUGAACAUGGACAGCAUCUCUAAAGCUGAGUUCUCGUCGAGGAACGGGUUGGACGAGGCAGUGCAUUUCCUCAAAACCAAGGUGGUCCCUGACAGUUGGAAGAUGGACAUGAGCGAGAUCUUAGAAUCCUCCAGCAGUGACGAGGAGGACAAGGAAGGAAAAGAUAGUGAGGAGGAGGAGGAGAAGGAGGAUGACGAGCAGCCUGAGGAUGAGGCGGACCCAGAGGAGAGGGAUCACUUCCUGCAGCAGCUGUAUAAGUUCAUGGAGGAUCGAGGGACGCCAAUUAACAAGCCUCCUGUGCUCGGCUACAAGGAUCUGAACCUCUUCAAGCUCUUCAGGCUAGUCUACCAGCAGGGGGGCUGUGACAAAAUUGAAAGUGGAUCUGUGUGGAAACAAAUCUACAUGGACCUGGGCAUUCCCAUCCUAAAUUCUGCUGCCUCCUACAAUGUGAAGACUGCCUACAGAAAGUACCUGUAUGGCUUUGAGGAGUACUGCCGCUCAGCCUGCAUCGUGUUCAGGACUAUCCACCACAACGAGGCUCGUCCAGCGUCCCAGUCCUCCCAGUCCCAGACAGAGCAGAAGGCUGCCCAGGUCCCUGAGGUGAAGGACAAAGACAAGGUUGGCAAGUGCCCAACACCACCCGUCCAGAAUGAGUCUGCUGCAGCCACAGAGGACAAGCCUGCCCAGGAGGAGGCUGAGUCGGGGAGUGAGAGCGACAAAGAGAGCCACAAAGAUAUCGCCUCUCCCAGGGUUAGGAGUUCUCAAAAGCAACUUUUGUCCUUUGUGGGGAGGAGACGGUGCACUGUGACCCCGGUCAAAGCUGAGGUGAAGGAGCCUGUCAAGCUGGAGAAGAUCAAUGAGCAGGAGCCGAGUGGUCUGGGUGUGAGUGAGACCAGCGGAGAGGAGACGGGUGGUCAAAAAGAGAGCAGCAGGUCAGACGGAGGGGACACCCAGGGGAAUGGAUGCAGCCGACGUCUGGAGGAGUCCGAUAAAGAGUCUGAGGACGAAGGGGAAGAUGAGGAUGAGGACAGCGAGAGGAGAGUUGGAGAAGGGGCUGAGGAUGAGGACUCAGAAGACUCUGUGACAGGGACUAAGGUGAAGGUAAAGUACGGCCGAGGGAAGACCCAGAAGAUAUAUGAGGCAAACAUCAAGAAAACUGAGAACGAUGAUGCCGGAGAUGUCCUCUACCUGGUACACUACUACGGCUGGAAUGUCAGGUAUGAUGAGUGGGUCAAAGCAGAUCGGAUCAUCUGGCCUGUCGACAAGGGCGGAACAAAAAAUAAACAGAAAAAGAAAGUCAUGAACAAAGAGGAUGGAGAGAAGGACAAGCAGGGGAAUCUGGGUGGGUUGAGAGGCCGCCCUCUUCUCAGAACCACUCCCCCCAGUGCCAACCGCAGCGUCUCCAAGACCCCGAGCCGUGAGGGGCGCUCCAGCAGCAAGAGCAAAUCUGACACAUCACCCCUGCCCAAUGGAGAGGGUACCCCUCGCCGACGCACAAGAACCUCUGGGAUGUAUGACUCGGACAGGGAUGCCAACUCCAAUGAUGAGUCAGGGAAUUCGUCCGAGGACAGUGAGUCAGAGGAUUCGCCGGAGAAGAAGCCUGCCUGGGCGGAGAGAACGGACCCCGCCACGGCCCGUAAACAGGAAGAAGAGGAGGACCUAAGGGUGGAGAGAGGAAGAGCAGAGGCAGUGGCCGCCGCAGCAGCCCAGGCAGCAGCAGCACAGCUCCAGCCCCCCAGCAGCCCUAAGGAGAAGGAGCAGCAGCAGGAGGACAAACUCCCUGAGAGGGAGCCUGAGAAAGAUGAGGCUGAGGAGCAGCCCCAGACGCCUCCCAUGACCCCUGAACCCGACAGACCCAAGGAAGAGGACCCCCCUAACCUGAAAUCCCCCAGGCCUAAAGCAUCACGUAGAAGUAACGUUGGAGAGCCAGAGAGGAACACCAACAACACUGGCUCUGAGAUACCCACCAAAACCAUCAUCACCACCACUCCCAACCACACUGAGACGGAGUCGUUCCCCAGCCCAUGCCCCCUGAAGAGGCAGGAUGAGCCCAUGGUGGUCCUUCACUGUCUCCCUGCUGAGCACCUCCCCAGCAUGCCAGACCUCCCCAUCAUGGACUCCGACACAGACUCCGCCCCGGAGGAGGAGAUCUGCAGGGAGGAGCGAGGCGUGGCCAAGCGUAAAGCCACCGACCACAGGACACCGGACAAGAAGGUGCGUCUAGACUGGAGGGAGGAUACUGCCAGAAUGGCAUUGCCGGGCGGGAGGCCCCAUGACUCGCCGGGCGGGAGGCCCCAUGACUCGCCGGGCGGGAGGCCCCAUGACUCGCCGGGCGGGAGGCCCCAUGACUCGCCGGGCGGGAGGCCCACGACUCCAGAGGGGAGACUGGAGUCGGGGGGACUGAAAGAAGAGGAGUGUCUGACGCCAGCGAAGGGUAAAACGGAGCCGGAGGUUAAAACAGAGAUGCCUGCGCUCACUCCGGAGGUGCGGUGUCGAGGUCCAGGAGAGGGAGGUUUUGCAGGAGGUCAGCCCAGGUCGGAGCAGCCAGACUAUGGGGCAGAGGAGGAGCUGAUGCCCCAGAUAGGGCCUGAGGCGCUGGUCUGCCACGAGGUGGAUUUGGACGACCUGGAUGAGAAGGACAAGACCUCAGCAGAAGACCUCCUAAUGAUGAUGAGCCAAGGGAAGGUCCAUGCUCCCCCUCCAUCCAAUGCCUCCUCCCACCACCCCCAGACCCACAACAACCCUCCUCCGUCCUCCGGUGACGCUGCUCCUCCACAAGUCUUUUCCCCCACCUCGGCCCCUAGCCCUGAUGAGUCUAUAAGCACCAAGAGUGAGAGCGACGUCACCAUCGAGGUUGACAGCGUAGCUGGGGAGUCUCAGGAGGGGCUCGGUGAUAAUGAGUCGGCCAACUCCAACUGCUUUGAAGCCAACACCAGCUCUAGCAACUCCAGCAUGUCACUACAGGAGAGAGACACCAAGGACAGAGGUCAGAAAAGGUUGAUGGACUGCAAUAUGAGUUGUUCUGCAAAGAAGCAGAAGCGCAACCAGAAACGGCCAAGCACAAUGUCCAAAAUGGAGAAGAAUGGAGCAGAGUACAGCAGUGACAGUGAGGACCUGGCUGUUAUGGACCCCUCCUGUAAGAAGACUCCAGUGAAACACUCCAUGUCUAAAGGAAGCCUGAAGCUGGUCUCUCCCAACAGUAAGGAGUUAGAGAAGGACAAGCACAAACACAAGCAGUCCUCCUUCCCCUCCCCUCGCACAUACAAGUGGACCUUCCAGCUCAAUGAACUGGACAGCAUGACAAGUGCUGAGAGGAUUUCCUUCUUACAAGACAAACUACAGGAUAUAAGGAAGUAUUACAUGUCACUCAAGUCUGAAGUGGCCUCCAUAGACAGGAGGCGGAAGAGGUUAAAGAAGAAAGAAAGAGAAGUGUCCCACACCACAGCUUCAACAUCGUCUGGCUCGUCAGACACUGGGAUGAGCCCCUCUUCCGCCUCACCGACUCAGAACACUGUGGCUGUCGAGUGCAGGUGAUGACACGCCUUCUCCCCCACGGUUCCCAUGACGACUACCCUUUCCUACCAUCCCGCUGCCUCCCUGGAGACACGGUUGUGUCCGAAAUGGCACCCUAUUCCCUUUAAAGUGCUAAUAUUUUGACCAGAAGCCAGUGUUAAAUGACCAGAGGCCCUCGUCAAAAGUAGUCCACUAUAUAGGGCAUAGAGGUGCCAUUUCAGACGUACCCACGUACUGACACACCAGAGCCAGCGGCCAAAAGCACUCGGCUGCCCCUCUCUGUCUCCCUUCACCCCCCCAUCCCUCCCACCACUUGGCCACUCCCACUUCUUGCACUUCCCUGCCUUGUAGAUAUUGUGGUCCACCUACUGUAGUGUUGUCAGGAAAUGGAUUCUACGUGAGUUGAAUGUAAAGGAAACCACAAACCCCAGAUACUCCUAGCCAAACCCCUUCACUCUCCAUCCUUGAACAGUCAAUGGCACUUUUCUUCUUCUUACUGUCAGAAACAGAUAUAACCUCCUCUGGUUCCCCAAACGGGAGCAAUCUAGAUUCAGUAAUGAAUCAAUGAUGUCUAUCAGCAGAACCAGACAUACACAAUGUAUGUAACCUACAAUGUAAAGGGUCCCUACCCAUGUUAAUAAUGGUCACUUAACCACCAUGUUAAUAAUGGUCACUUAACCACCUUGGACAUUGUUUGCAAAAAGGUCAAUUAUGUUCGCUUGCUCCAUCAGAACUGCCAAAGUACAUGUGUUACAGCAGAUUGCCCUAUUUUGGAAAAGUGGGACAAAUUCAAUUGCGAAAGGGAAUGUAGUUUACUGAAAACUGCAGCCGUUGUCUUCCAUUAUUGCAGUGUGUCAUCACAGAUUAAUUAUGAAAACUAUUUUUGGAUCUCUUUUUAAGAAAGUAAUAAAAAAAUGAUUAGAAAAAGGUUUAUUACAGUGGAACACAGGAGAAUGUUUUCAGUGGACUAAUUUCCUUUGCGAGUGUAUUGUCUUUUUAUAUGUAAUUGCAGAGUUUUUAUUUUAGUAUGGAAAAUUUCAAAAAGUAUAUAUCACAACAGUGAAGUUAUUUAAUGAAAGAUUUCUAGCCCUGAAAUUUUGUGUAAAAAAGGUUUCUUGCAUUGUUAAAUAUAUUUAUUCUGUCAGUGGACACAUUUUAGUAUUUUUUACAAUAUAGAGACACGAACCUUCCACAGUUUGGACAAUUCUGAUAUUGAAAGAAUGUUGUGUGCUCAUCUAAAAGCAGACUUUGACUGUGAUGUUUCAAUUGGGUAGCUACUGUGCAGUACAUGUUUCCCCCAUUUUCAACAGGGCCCUCAACUUUCUCAACAUUUUUUUUUUUUCUAGAUGGUUUUUGGGGAACACCAUAAUUUGGUGGUCUUCACUUUGUUUCUUGGUACUUGUAUUUGUUAUAAUUUAAAACAUCUAUUCUUAUUUCGACAUGAGUUCUGACCAAUAAAUAAAAGUUGCUUAAGGAAUAUGUAUGUGAAGCCCAGAGGUUUCUUACGAUUGUUUUUGUAUAUAGAUCUUCCAAAACCAUGAAUUCGAAAAAUACAUUUGACAAACUGUAAAGAAUGACAUUAUUUUUUUAAACCUCAUCUUUGUACUGGUAUAUUAAAAGCUUUUUUUAUGGCAAGUUGGUAGAAACAUUCACGCACACAGACUGACUAUAUACUGACCCAGUGGGUUUCAGCAUUAGUCUGAAACUAACCCUACAGAAGAGUCAUGGAAGCAUUCAGAACAUUGACAUUUUUUAUGCCUUAUAGACUUGUGAAAAACACAGAACUUCCUUAAAAGCUAAGUUUAUCUACAGAUUCCUGGAUGAAGGAAAGAAGGUAUUAAGAUUACCUGAGCAAAGUCUUUGUAUCUUAAUGUAAAAUAAGCAGAGCUCUUCAUUUCUAAUAAAGUUUUUAAAUAUU
Molecule: messenger RNA, 6226 nt
Organism: Salvelinus namaycush (lake trout)
Lineage: Eukaryota; Metazoa; Chordata; Actinopteri; Salmoniformes; Salmonidae
Product: AT-rich interactive domain-containing protein 4A-like
Exons: 24
Coding region: 100-4329 (1409 amino acids)
Biological process (GO): regulation of transcription by RNA polymerase II
Cellular component (GO): nucleus
Molecular function (GO): transcription cis-regulatory region binding
Source: RefSeq, a predicted model, not a curated record